Messenger RNA from Monosiga brevicollis MX1, 543 nucleotides. RefSeq lists its product as uncharacterized. Gene Ontology annotation, molecular function: aspartic endopeptidase activity, intramembrane cleaving. Gene Ontology annotation, biological process: membrane protein proteolysis. The coding region runs from base 1 to 543 and encodes 180 amino acids. The transcript is spliced from 5 exons. NCBI's taxonomy places the organism in Eukaryota, Choanoflagellata, Craspedida, Salpingoecidae. The record is from RefSeq and is a predicted model, not a curated record. Gene Ontology annotation, cellular component: lumenal side of endoplasmic reticulum membrane; cytoplasmic side of endoplasmic reticulum membrane; membrane.
AUGGGAUUGGGCGCGGCACUGAGUGGCCUGUACAUUUAUACUCGCCACUGGCUCAUGAACAACUUGUUUGCGAUCAGCUUCUCCAUAUCUGCCAUUGAGAUGCUUUCCUGCAACUCAUUCACCAUCGGCGCCAUGCUGCUCUCUGGUCUCUUCUUCUACGACAUCUUUUUCGUUUUUGGCACGGAUGUCAUGGUCACCGUUGCCAAGUCAGUCCAGGGCCCCAUCAAAGUGGUGUUUCCCAAGGAUUUCUUGGCCAAUGGCAUCAACUCGACCAUGCAUGGCAUGCUUGGCUUGGGUGAUAUUGCAUUCCGCAAGCCGACCGGUUCCCUCUAUUUCUCUGUGGCCAUGCUGGCCUACUUCUUGGGCCUCGUGACCACCAUGGGCGUGAUGCACUUUUUCCAAGCCGCCCAGCCGGCGCUUCUCUACCUGUCGCCGGCAGGUGUCUUGGCGCCGCUGCUCACGGCGUUUCUGCGCGGCGAAACGUCGCUCCUGUUCAAGUAUGUAUCCAACGACCACGGGGCAGUCAACCUAUGUGUACCUUAA